CCUUUCAAGCAUUUGAAUAGUUUCCAUCCUCCACCGUUGCACCACGCAACGUAGCCAGAAAAUCUGUACAAACGACGUUAGGAAUUUUCCCUCGCAAAAGUUCGUUGUAUUCAAUACGCAACGGUUGCGUUACGGCAAUCUUGGGGGUACAAAAUCUACCACAACAUCGCAUUUUUAAGAUUUUGUUAAUCGUAGAAGCUUAGGCAUGUCCUUCCCAAGAGCAAGAAUACAACGUUUCAACGAAUUUUCUAAUGACGUACCACCUCCAGGUUCUUACGACCCAAAGAUUAAAAACAAAAUUAAGGGAUUAGUAAUUGAGAAAACAGAUAGAUUCCUUGACAGCAAAAGUAUAUCGAGUAGCUGUGCCGAUUGCAACACAUCGACAUCAAGCAAGUCUGCUAGUCUCACAAGCUCCUGUGCAUUCAAAGUACCCCAAUUACCAAAGAAGAAAACCACGACAAAGUCUGUACUCACUUCACCAUCUGUAAAAACUAAUAAAAAAUGCGACUCCAAAUACGACCCAACCAAGGAAUUGGCCGACUUGAAGGUCGAAUGCAUCAACAAAGACAGAACUAUACAGGAGUACGAGAAACAGAUGGAAGAAAUGAAGGACGACAUUCAAAGGCUCGAAAAGCAAUUGAUGGAACUCAAAGAUAAACAAAUAGAAAUCGAGGCUCGGCAUAAAAAGGAUCUAGAUGAAAUGACACAAGACCGUCAUCUGGCAGACAUAGAGAUGAAGACUAAAAUGCAAAAAGUUCAUGAAGAUUUUCAGAUGGAGAUAAGCAAGAUGAAAGAUGAAGAGUGCAAGCUUAAAACCGAAUUGAUAAAUCUAGCAGAGAUUCGAAAUGAUCUUGAAUCCAAACUGCAGCAACGUCAACAUUUGGUUAUUCAGUUACAAUCACAAUUAUCAAUGCUUGAAUGUGAACUAGAUGAAUGUAAAGCUGAAAAUGAAAAUCUAGCUGCAGAGUCUGUUAAAUGGGACACAACCCUUACCGCUAACCAUGAGACUGAAAUAAAAAUUUUGAGAGAAGACUUUCAACGAGAGAAGGAUGACUUACUGAAUCAGUAUCAGAGUGAAAGACGUGAAAUAGUACAAUUGCAGGAUAACCUGCAUUUUGAAACUACUUCUAAGAAAUGUUCAGAAGAGAAAUUGGCAAAACUACAGUGUUUGUAUUCAGAUGUUAAAAGUCGCUUAGAAGAGGCCGAAGGCGAACUUCAAGAGAUCAAAGAUCAUCACUCACAGGUUCUAAAGAAUCAUUCACAGGAAAUUGAAACCUUGAUGCAUCGUCAUGCAGAAGAAAUUGCUCGGCUUAUACAGAGAUCGGAGGAAUUUAAACAGGAAUGUGCAACGGAACGUGAAAAGGGUAGAGUAAUUGAGGAAAAGGCAAUGAGCAAAAUACAGGAAGCAAAAAACUCAGUUGAUGAAGAGGUGCGGAAAGCUGUUGAAAAGUAUGCUGGAUCUUUGUUAUUGAUGGAAUCCAAACUGCAAACGGCACAAGAAAAUUUGGCGCAAAAGGAAACUGAAGCUAUGGAGCUAUCGAUUCAAGUUGAGGAACUCAAAAAUUCUUCUGCCACAAAGGAGAGUUCCAAUCAAAGUUUACAGUCCGAACUUGACCGGACAGAAGCUGAAUUAGCUGAAAAGAGAGAAGAAGUAAAAGUUUUGAAAGACCAACUUCGUAAUGAAGCAGCUGAGAUGGUUACACGACGAAGACGGCUGGACCUCGUCAUGGCAGAAAAUCAAUUGACUGUUUCUGCUAUCAGCGAAAGAUUGGCCAAAAGUGAUACUGAGGUCGAGCGUCUGCAGAGUGAAUUAGAAUGGGAGAGAAUCCGACUGCGGGAACAUAAAGAUUUACUAAAUACUAUGCGCACCAAUUCUACCCAUGCAUACGAUCAAUUGUUAAACUUACUCCAACAGUUGGAUGGAAAGAAAGAGGACAUAGAUCAGUUGGUUGUCAACAACGUAAUAAAGUUUGACACAAUGAAAUCCUUAUUUGACGCUAAGAUAAAAGAAUUGAACGACGUUGCGGCUGCUGAAAUUACAAGACUCGAAGCUGAGUGUGAUAAGGCGAAUGGCUAUAACAGAGAGCUGAAGCAGCAACUGACAGAAAUGACUGGAAAACUGGGCGAAGCUCGAGACCUGUUACUUAGAGUUGAAGAGCAGUAUGAUCGCCAAAGCAUUGAGUUAGCGCAGCUGGAACUGACCUGUCAUAAGCUGGAUAAAUUGUACAAGGAGACGAAUAAAAAGUAUGAAGAAAGUACAGCACAGUUGAUGGAGCAGCAAGUUGUCAUCGACAAGGCAAAGAGCUACAUCGCCGAAUUUACCGACAAACUCGACAUGAUGCAAGAAAGGAGAAGUUGCAAGGAACACUCCGUGAAAAUAGAAAAGGAUAAAGACAAGGUAGAUAAGGUCGAAGCUGAACCAAAAUCGGAGCUUGGAACGGAGUUCAAAUCGGCGGCCGACCUUUCAAAGUUCCUCAAAGAUCGGGAGCUGCUCGAAUCUAACUUGCGAAAAAUCGAGGCAGAGUACAAGGACCUUGCAGACAAAUAUGCCGCAGUUAUUGGUCACAAUAAUCAUAAGCAAAAAAUUCAACAUAUGAUACAAAUGAAGAAAGAAAAACUGCAAUUAAAGGAGGACGUAGAAGCAGCGAAGAGAAUAAUAGCGCAGCAACAGCGUACAAUCGAGAAGCUGCGCUCCGAGGAGCGUAACCGGCAGCUUUUAAAAGAGAAAGAAAAUCUGCCAUCCUCCGUCGUGGCAUCCCCACACAAGCCGACGACACCAUUAAAGGACAGAAAUAUUUGAAUUCUAAUUUUCUGCAUCUUAAAACGGUGGAUCUCCCUUAAUUUGUUGUGUUCAAUAUUAAUUCUAGUAUAAUCCCACCAUUCCGAUCAGUAUCGUUAUCGUUAUUACCAUUAUAUUAUUUAUUCAUGCACAAAAUUCGUUAUGAGUCGCUUGCUUCAACAAAGCAAAGGAACGAACGAAAAUUCCCCCUUUGCCUUACUUUUUAUUUGCGGUGCUCGGCAGGUAACUGUGCGUUAAAAAUAAGAGGACCGUUUUCUUUCUGUACGAUCUUGAAUCCAGUGGCUUAAAAAAUCGUACGAAUAGCAACGAAAAGAAAAAUGAUAGUUUUAAUUGCAAUUUUUUCUUUUUGGAACUCCUGACGUUCGUUUCUUUGUUUGAUUUCAUCGUCAACCUUAGUUUUAAAUACAGAUGAUAUUUUUUUGGUUUCGCACGACAGAAGUGUACGCAGUACUCACUUUUAACUGUGUUUUUAUAAAUCCUACACGUAUCUUUUUUAUUUAUGUUUUUAUACCAAACCGACAUAUUAUGCUUCUGUAUGGCCUGUUGUAAGCGCAUGUUCGUAACUCCCCUUGCCUACACAGAUAUUGUUUUUCCCAUCAACCGAUGUAAUUUAAUAAAGUGUAAACGUAUUUUA
Messenger RNA from Neodiprion fabricii, 3434 nucleotides. Its product is annotated as hyaluronan mediated motility receptor-like. Gene Ontology annotation, molecular function: hyaluronic acid binding. Bases 206 to 2800 code for a protein of 864 amino acids. The transcript has 13 exons. Lineage: Eukaryota; Metazoa; Arthropoda; Insecta; Hymenoptera; Diprionidae. The record is from RefSeq and is a predicted model, not a curated record.